This is a messenger RNA of Aureobasidium subglaciale EXF-2481, 1350 nucleotides long. RefSeq lists its product as uncharacterized. Gene Ontology annotation, biological process: 'de novo' protein folding. The transcript is spliced from 3 exons. The record is from RefSeq and is a predicted model, not a curated record. The coding region runs from base 310 to 1050 and encodes 246 amino acids. NCBI's taxonomy places the organism in Eukaryota, Fungi, Ascomycota, Dothideomycetes, Dothideales, Saccotheciaceae. Gene Ontology annotation, cellular component: endoplasmic reticulum membrane; endoplasmic reticulum.
GUAUAACAUGUGAUCUCUGAUAAAUGAUCGACGACGUUUUGACAAGAAGCUGCAAGAGUCAAGUUGGGUGUUUCAUGUGGGAAGCUAUUUCGGGAAGGGGCUCUCCCUUCUCCGUGUUUUGAGGCUUGCCAACUUGCCAAGCGCGUCGUCGUCCUUUGAUUGUAUUAACAUCUCUCUCAACAAGGUUUCCAAAUCAAUUAUUCUGUUUGCCCGCACCUUGUUCAAGAACACACGACCAAACGAUACCCUUGUCCACUUAUACACACCCGCCAACUACACAGACACCCCAAGACGAAUAGCGCCACAGAAAUGAGACUUCCUUCGGCUUAUGCCCUCACGGCGACGCUCGCCUUUGCCCAUGUCGGCUCGGCGCAGCUGGUCGAUGCCACUUUGGUGGGCACAUGGGCAACAAAGGCCAACAAGACCUUGACUGGUCCAGGCUUCUACGACCCCGUCGGCGACAACAUGAUCGAGCCCUCGCGACCGGGCAUCUCAUACUCCUUCACAUCAGAUGGCUUCUACGAGGAAGCCUACUACCGCGCUAUUUCGAACCCUGCCGACCCUUCAUGCCCUGGAGCUAUUAUGCAAUGGCAGCACGGCAGCUACGUGAUUGGCAGCGACGGUUCCCUUACCAUGACACCCAUCGCCGUUGACGGUCGCCAACUGCUGUCGCAACCCUGCUUAAACAAAAACUCCAUCUACACUCGCUACAACACGACCGAAAAGAUGAAGGCAUACCGCGUUUAUACAGACCCCUACCACGGCAUCGGCCGCCUCGACCUCACAGAAUUCGACGGCAAGAUCAUGCAGCCAAUGUACCUCGUCUACUCUCCCCCUCAAAUGCUGCCCACGCAAACCCUCAACCCUACCGUCGCGGCCGGCGCACCCACCUCGAAAGUAAAGCGCGACAUGACUAGAGAGGUACCUACGAAUUUCAAGAUGGGCGUGCAAAGUCAGGUCAUGAACCCCGAUCGCUGGUGGUGGAUGGGUUUGACAUUUACUGGUAUUGGUGGGUUGCUCUACUUUGGUCCCAGGAGAAUGGGAAUGUAAUGGCAGGAUGAUGGAAUGCAAGAGUUGUGGAUGGGGUAUACAUAUUUUGGCGUUUUACUUUACAAGGCAGGCUCUCUUUUCUGGAAAACGAAGAGAAGGAAAUGGGAACGGCCACAUUUCUCUCGUCCUGUCAUGGCAGCAUUUUUUCUCGCCCUUUGGUUGUAGAUGUUUUUCUUGGGCGUUCUGUCACUCUCGGAUCUCGUGGGACUUGUUUUUUUUUGGUGAGCUCACGCUGCUUUCUCCUUCGUUGAUCUUUGUAAUUAUGAAAUGAACUGAUAAAUUAUCCUUCCCCUUUGCCUG